This is a messenger RNA of Brassica napus (rape), 453 nucleotides long. RefSeq lists its product as uncharacterized. The transcript has a single exon. The record is from RefSeq and is a predicted model, not a curated record. Lineage: Eukaryota; Viridiplantae; Streptophyta; Magnoliopsida; Brassicales; Brassicaceae. The coding region runs from base 1 to 453 and encodes 150 amino acids.
AUGGUUCAAGAGACGGUAGAGCAGGUUGAGAUGCUCAAGGCUCGGCUUAAGGAAGCCCAUGACCGUCAGAAGAGUUAUGCAGAUAAGCGGCGUAGAGAUUUGGAGUUCCAGGUUGGCGACCUGGUAUACCUGAAAAUAAGGAUAUUUCGGGGAGGAUCUAAGACUCGGAAGCUAAAGAAGCUUAAACCGAGAUAUAUGGGACCAUAUCCUAUUUUGGAGCAGGUUGGAUCAGUUGCUUAUCGAUUGGGUUUAUCAACAGAGUUAUCAGACAUCUAUGACGUGUUUCAUGUUUUGGUUUUGAGCAAAGUCUUGAGAGAGCCACAGCUCAUCUUGCAGGAGCCACCAAGAAACCUUGGCAAAGAUUUGCGUACGCUAUGUCAGCCAGUAGAGGUAUUGGAUCGCCAAGUGAAAGCAGUUCAUGGUAUGAUGACCAUGUUGGUCAAAGUUCGUUAG